Messenger RNA from Trypanosoma rangeli, 2094 nucleotides. Its product is annotated as transferase/triacylglycerol lipase. Gene Ontology annotation, biological process: lipid metabolic process. The transcript has a single exon. Lineage: Eukaryota; Euglenozoa; Kinetoplastea; Trypanosomatida; Trypanosomatidae. Gene Ontology annotation, molecular function: triacylglycerol lipase activity. The record is from RefSeq and is a predicted model, not a curated record. The coding region runs from base 1 to 2094 and encodes 697 amino acids.
AUGAGCAUGGAUGCCGCUCAAAUACAGGCAUGCACUAUGGACCCUGCAACUCACGGCAUAGCUCGACAAAACAAGAGGGCGGCGGCUGGCGUAAAGGUGAGAUCCACAAAUUCCUUAUCACGCAGAAAGAAUGCCAAAGGAUCUUCCCGUCCGAAGAAGGAUUUGCAUUGCCCUCAACGUGGAGUGAAACGGACGAGGCUGAAAAUUAUAUUUGAUUUUCUGUAUUUUUUUAUUGUGGAGUGUAUUAUUCUAAAACCUCUACAUGUUAUACAAGCGUGGGUAGAGGAUUACACAUCACGGGCACAACGGGCUCGUACGGAGCGGCGGUUCAUUAACAUUAUGAACUCCACAGAAAGUCUUGAUACUUGGCUUACCAAUGCAACCUACCUUGACAACCAUCGCGGAAUUCAGGCGUGGAAAAAUACGGUCCCGAACAAGGGGGAUUGUGACGCCGAGGGCCUUAACCAGGAUGCUUACUGUGCCAAGAUACUCGCGAGUUCUGAAAAUGAACGAGCCAUGUGUGAAUUUCUGCGUACACAGCUGCAUCGCACGGCGCACGGUAUGACAAACCCCUCCAAUUUUCGAUAUUACACUGGUACAAUCACCUGCGUGGAGGAAUAUAAUGAGGCUGUCGUGAAUCUUAUACGGGCGUUUGGGAGGGAACACUCUUAUAACAAGUCACCCUUGUCACGAUUUACUUCCUCUGAGGAAAGAAGGCGGUGCUCAUUUGAGGAAAGUCAUUUAUUGACUCCCAAUUCUACAACGGCUACAUUUGCUAACGAAUUUGCAGGAGCUGAUGAAAUUGUUGAUUUCGCUCCCUCUGGAGAAUCCGAUGCUGAGAGGCGUGCCGAUGACCCUACAUGCAAUUAUUUGGAAUCCAGGGCUGUUCCUUCGCUAUACCUUUCGUCUCUACUCAAUUGGGCCAUGAAACCGCAUGCCUUCGCGGAAACGCAUCUGACGGAUAUCCAGAAGCUCGAGGUACUUCAAGACACGCUACAGUCGUAUGGGCGCAGUGCUCUCAUGCUAAGUGGUGGUUCGACCUUGGGGGUUUCCCACACGGGCGUUGUUCGAGCCCUUUUUGAUGCAGGUUUGUUACCUGAUAUUAUUUCAGGCUCUUCUGCUGGAUCCCUCAUUGCCGCAAUUAUCUGCUCGAUGAAAACCGAUCAACUUAGUGAAUUAUUGACGGACUCGGUGUCGACCGUGCAAAAAUUGCAAUUUUCCCCUUUUGAUCAUGGUGAACUAUUUACAAAACUAAAGCAACUUUUACGUACUGGAGCUUUCAUGGAAGUACGGACACUCAUGGAAUGCCUCCGCAGCAAUUUGGGGGAUCUCACCUUUGAAGAAGCAUACCGUAGUACGGGCCGCAUAUUAAACGUGUGUGUGACAAGUGAACAGUACAGUGGUUCUCACAUGGAUAGGCAUAUGCUACUGAACUACAUGACAUCACCAAAUGUCGUGCUAUGGAGCGCGGUGAGUGCCAGUUGUGCCUUGCCCGGACUGUUCACGGCGGUUCAGCUUAUUGAGAAGUUACCUGAUGGUACCUUCCGACGCUUUCUUCCAGGGCAACUCUGGUGUGAUGGAAGCCUUGCUCGGGAUCUUCCGCGGGAGAGUCUCGCUUCCUUGUUUAAUGUCAACUAUUUUAUUGUGAGUCAAGUAAACCCACAUAUCAUACCCUUCCAGCAAAAGCCUGUCUCACCGCUUGUAUACAAAGAACGUCGCCCACGAAAAAUUCUAAGUUCACUCUGGUAUGGGUGUUGUCGAGAAAUUCACCGUUGGAUUUUGAAGUUGUUUAGCGUUGGACUUCUCUCUAGCACUGGACGGUGGGGACUGCUGUACCUGUUCUUGGCGCAGCGUUAUGACGGCGACAUCCUCAUUCUUCCAAUAGGAAAUGUUAUGCACGCCGUGCCGGACUAUUUCAAUAUUAUGGCAAAUCCAACUUCUGAGUACAUUGCGUUUGUCACAAGCAGAGCACAGCUGCGGACAUGGCCGCAUCUCAAUCAGAUCCGCCACUCUACGAUGAUUGAACGGGCUCUGACACGCGAACUUGGCUUGCUGAGGGAACGCAUUAGAGAUCACAAUAAAACGUUUUCCUGA